AUGGAUUUGCAAUCAAAGGUAUAUGUUGCGCUAGGUUUAGCGUCACCAAUAUAUUUAUAUUUUGGAGGUAGACUCUCUAUCCUGGUUGUUAUAUGGACUUCCGUAGUUCUAUUUGGUAAAGAAAUAUUUGGUAAUGGGGGUGAGGUCCCUGUGGAACCGCACAAAUGUAAAUGUUCAGAUAAAAAUGGUGAUGGAAAAACACACAAUCAUAAUCAUGAGAAGAAAGAAGAGUGUUGUGGCGGGAAAGGUACCGGCGUAAAUGGUAAACCAUGUUGUGGUAAAGGUGGUAAGGCUCCUACUGCAGAACUUCCUAAAUUUAAGAAAGAGCCAAUAGUUUCUAAAGAUGAUCAGAAGCCAAAGACUAAAUGUUGCGGCGGAAAAGGUCACGAUGUAAAGAAACAUGGUGAAGUUUGCUGUGGUGGUAAAGGUCAUGCUAAUGAAAAGAAAGUUGAACCAGUUGAAAAAAAGAAACCAAAGACAAAAUGUUGUGGUGGAAAAGGUCAUGACGUUGAAAAGCAUGGUAAAGUUUGUUGUGGUGGUAAAGGUCAUGAUGAUGACAAAAAAGAGGUUGCACCAACUCCGGAGCCAAUCGUCGAGAAACAGGAAACUAAAUGUUGUGGUGGUAAAGGUCAUGAUGUAAAGAAAAACGGUAAAGUAUGUUGUGGUGGUAAGGGUCAUGAUAAGGAAAAGAAUGUUGAAAUUCAAGAGGAACUAAAGAAAGAGGAUAAUUGGGAUUCUUUGACUGUUGAUUUCACAGAGGCAUUUAAAUCUCCUAAUGCUAAGGCUACCAAAAAAUCUGUCAAAGUGUUUAGCAAGAAAGGUAUGACUGAAGUUAAAGCUACUCAGACCGACAACGAUGCUGAUGGUUUAAUUAAGAGUGCAUUUACUGUAUCUAAUAUUGACUUACUAGAUUCUGAUAUCUAUAUUUUCUACAGUUCUUUACAAGGUUCUUCCUCAAAAGCAGGUUCCAUUGUCCAAGAAAAACUGAGGGAAGUCUCUGGUUUACAAAGACAACCUAUAUUGUUAAAUUUGGAUGAAAUCAAUGAUCUAGAUGAAUAUUUUGUUAAUGUUCCAAGUGAAAAAGCCCUUUAUGUCAUGGUUGUACCAUCUUAUGAUGUCGAUUGCCCAUUAGAUUAUUUUAUUCAAACUUUAGAAGAAAACUUUAAUGAUCAUAGAUUAGAUAAGUUCCCAUUAAGGAAAUUGGUCGGUUAUACUGUAUUAGGUCUUGGUGAUUCUGAAUCUUGGCCUGAUAAAUUUUGUUACCAAGCUACUAAAGUCGAUUAUUGGAUUUCUCAUCUAGGUGGUAGAAGAAUCUUCCCAAUUGGUAAAGUUUGUAUGAAAUAUAAUGGUAAUGAUAAAAUCGUUGAAUGGGCAAACUUAUUAGGCGAUUUAUUGAAGGAUAAUGAACCAAUCUUAUACGAAUAUGAUGAGACUGUUGAUAAUUCUGAUGACGAUUAUGAUGACAAUGACAGUUUUGAUGGAUCUAAUGACGAAGAAGAAGGUUCUGAUAGAGAUAUUGAUCUAGAAGACGUUGGUGGUAAAGAUAGCAAUGGUGGUACUAGAAAAAUAAACAAAAAUUCUUUAGAGGUUAAACAAAUGAUUGCAAAGGAUAGUCCUACUUAUAAGAAUUUAACCAAACAAGGUUAUAAGAUUGUUGGUUCUCACUCUGGUGUUAAGAUCUGUAGGUGGACCAAAAAUGAAUUACGUGGUAAAGGUUCCUGUUAUAAGAAAUCUUUAUUUAAUAUUGCUUCUAGUAGAUGUAUGGAAUUGACACCUUCUUUAGCCUGUUCGUCUAAAUGUGUCUUUUGUUGGAGACAUGGUACGAACCCAGUGUCAAAGAAUUGGAGAUGGGAGACAGAUGAACCUGAUUUUAUCCUUGAAAAUGCAUUGGCUGCUCAUUAUUCUAUGAUAAAACAGAUGAGAGGUGUUCCUGGUGUUAUUGCUGAAAGGUUUAUUAAUGCUUUCAAAGUGGCACAUUGUGCUCUAUCUUUAGUUGGUGAGCCUAUCUUAUAUCCAUAUAUUUCCAAAUUCAUUGAAUUAUUACAUGAGAAAAAAAUUACAAGUUUCUUAGUGUGUAAUGCUCAACACCCUGAAUCCUUAAGAACCAUUGGCAGGGUUACUCAAUUAUAUGUUUCUAUCGAUGCUUCCACAAAGGAAGAAUUGAAAAAAGUAGAUCGUCCAUUGUAUAAGGAUUUCUGGGAAAGAAUGAUGGAAUGUUUGGACAUUUUACGAACUGUCCAAUCACAUCAACGUACUGUUUUCAGGUUGACAUUAGUGAAGGGUUUCAAUAUGGGAGAAAUUUCCUCAUAUGCUGAUUUAGUUCAACGUGGUGAGCCAUGUUUCAUAGAAGUGAAAGGUGCUACAUUCAGUGGUUCUUCCAAGGAUAAUGUUAAUUCUUUAACUAUGCAAAACAUUCCAUACAUUGAGGAAUGUAAAGCGUUUGUAGAGAGGUUUGUUGGUGAGUUACAAAGACGUGGUAUGGAGUAUGAGAUUGCGGCUGAACAUGCACAUUCUAAUUGUGUGUUGAUUGCGCAUCGUAAGUUCAAGAUUGAGAACAAAUGGCAUACACAUAUUGAUUUUGAGAAAUUUUUCCAAUUAUUAGCUACAGGUGAACCAUUCACUUACAUGGAUUAUUUGCAAGAGACACCAGAAUGGGCACUGUAUGGGAAUGGUGGAUUUGCACCAGGUAAUGUUAGAGUAUACCGGAAUGAAAAGAAAACCAGUAAGAACGGUGAGGCAGAUGAUAAUAGAGUGCAUCCUGAUGAUCUACCUGCAUUACCAGUCAUGCAAGUGUAA
This is a messenger RNA of Maudiozyma barnettii, 2796 nucleotides long. RefSeq names its product putative tRNA 4-demethylwyosine synthase (gene TYW1). Gene Ontology annotation, biological process: wybutosine biosynthetic process. The coding region runs from base 1 to 2796 and encodes 931 amino acids. The record is from RefSeq and is a predicted model, not a curated record. The transcript has a single exon. Lineage: Eukaryota; Fungi; Ascomycota; Saccharomycetes; Saccharomycetales; Saccharomycetaceae. Gene Ontology annotation, molecular function: catalytic activity; FMN binding; 4 iron, 4 sulfur cluster binding.